Molecule: messenger RNA, 944 nt
Organism: Effrenium voratum
Lineage: Eukaryota; Dinophyceae; Suessiales; Symbiodiniaceae
Source: the annotation of a GenBank genome assembly
CGUAAUAAAAGCAUUGCGGCAACCUUUCUCCUAUGGCAACGCAGCGCCCAGGGAGACUCAACCUGCUGGCAAUUGCUUUGGCAGCCCUUGCUAGUGCGCAGCUCAUACGAGUCUUCAUCGCGCCAGCGCUGCCCCAGGCACAUCGACCAGCGAGACAGAAGGGCAGUGCCCUGUCUCUGGAGGCAGUGCGGGCGGACCUGAGGGACGAGUGGAUAGACAUCCAGGGCGCGAAAGCCUCCUUCGGCGCCACCACGCCCUUCACGGUGGCCCUUGCGGGGCCCUUGGACCUGGCGGAGGAUUGGCUCUUCGGAGGCGCGCAGGACGACAGCGUCGAUCGCUUGGUGCAAGCUGGCAAGCCAGCCUUCUCAAAGAUCGAGCGCGUCAAGGAGCUGGAGAUCUCUGGAUCCGGCAAGCAGGUGUACAAGUUCUCCUUGCCGGAUUUGGAUCUGAUGGGGUUGGGGAAGGCGACGUCUUCCAUCAAUCUCUUCGGCGCCAUCCGGGAGGAUGCGCGGGGCAAGUUCCUGGAGAUCGGCACCUUUGGGAACCCCAAGGCCAAGAUCGGCUUCGCCACGGGCCUGGACAUCGAUCUGCCGGUGUUCUCGCUGAACGUGACCGGCGAGCUGCGCAUUGCACAGGAUGGGCGCUCAGAGAGGCAGUCGCUGGCGGUGGGCUCGGUGUCCAUCGCCGUGAAGGGCGAGGUCCCCAGCCUCGCCGGGGUGACGCUGCCGGAGCAGGUCCUGAAGGCUGCAGCACAGGAGGCGAACCGCCAGACCUGCGCCUAUGCUUCCCGAAAGCUGGAGCUGGAGCUGUCGCAGGAUUUCGCGGCCUGGCGCGGCCAGAAAGUGCGAAUGGAGCGCCGCUGAGCCGGUUUCCUGCUUGAGAUUUCCAAGAAGGAAAGGUACAGCUGAGCCUCGGGGUACUUGAACGGGUGCCAGGAAGCCUCA